Molecule: messenger RNA, 4633 nt
Organism: Ilex paraguariensis (yerba mate)
Lineage: Eukaryota; Viridiplantae; Streptophyta; Magnoliopsida; Aquifoliales; Aquifoliaceae
Source: the annotation of a GenBank genome assembly
GGGGCCCAAUUUUCCCUCCAGAAACCCAACCGUAAUCUCUGUACGUCUCCAAGUUUUUCCUCCACUUCGCAAACCCUAACACUCGCUUACGGGAAUGACGCCCACACUCUCUUCGACUCCGCUGUACUGCCUGAUGAGCUAAAUAUGGGUUCGCCCGGGGAUGAUGACGAUAAGAUGGAACCCAUAGAGAGGAAUUCAGCUGUGGACAUAAGCGAUGACGAGACUCAGCCUUUUGACAGUCAAUUUUCUCCCACUUGGUUGUCUGAUGGGGACAAAGGUGAGGAUGAGCUACAAUGUCUUCAAAGUACUGUGCCCUUUGAUGAUCAUGUUCCACUUGAAGAUGUGUUUGAGACCCAGGUGUUGAACCUUGGCGGUGAGACCCCAGUGUUGAACUUUGGUGGUGAGACCCAAGUGAUGGAUGAUCCGAAUUGUGAGGAAAAUAUUUGCACCCAGUUGGUAGAUGUAUGUGAUACUGAAGUUGUCAUUGGCAGCAAUGGCGAAGGAACUGAAAUUUUAGGUGAUACUGAGGAGUUGUCUGAUGGCGAUUCUCUGAAAAGAGGUGGCAAUCAUCCAUUGGACCAGGAGAACAUGCAGGCUCUUUGCAAGCGAGUUGAUGACCAAUCUAAAGAAGAAUCAGAUGAUUUAAGUAAUGAAAAGUGCAGUUCAGGAUCAUUUCACAGGGAUUUUACUUCAGUUCGUGCAGCAUCUAUACGAACAUCUGGUACGGCAGCUCGCAGCAUGGCUACCAGAAGAACCAACAGAGAGUCAUGUUCCAUUACGAGUGACAGUCAGUCUUUGAAGCAGCAUAACAAGAUAUCUAUUAGCGAUUCACCUGCAUGUGGGAAGGAAGUUCAUUUGCUACAUGCUUUGGAGGAGUACGGUGCACGAAUGAAGGGAUUUAGUAAUGAAAACAGGUGCAAUGUUAGUAGUUCAACUGUGAGGAAACUUUUUGCAGAGGAUACACUUGCUGCCACCAAGGGGCCACAUCAAGAUGGCAGCAUGAAUGACACUGAUGGAGUAGCAAACUUGCCUCAGUCAUGCCCUUUAGAAAAUGGGUUGGCAGGGUUAAGCUAUGUCAAUUCUCAAGAACCCGGAGAGUUAUCACAAGCCAAUGCACUUGACUUUGUGGAUAAGUUUCUUAAGGUCAAUGUCACUGAUUUUGAUGAAGAACUUGACUUUGGAAAGUCCACUGGGAGGAAGGCAAGGCCUGCCUCAAGUGCAAAAGGGACUCAAAGUUUGGCCAAGAGAGCUAAUUUUACAAGCACAGAUGGUGAAAGAGGGAUUUACGAGUGGGAUGAUAGUCGUGAAGACGAAGGAGGGGGAGAGUUUUUUAGAAAGAAGAAGGAUGCACUUUUCGAUAAUGGAGGCCAAAGGCGAAGAUCUCUUUCCCAUCCCAGGAAACGUAGGUUUCUGGACUCCAAAGGAAGCCACGUGGUGGAAGAAUCAGGGAACAAGAUAGAACAACUAGACAUCCAUGAGAAAAUAAUGGACUCCCUUUACUCCGAUUCAAGGUUGGUGUUGCAUAAUGUGAAAGGGAAUGGAAAGUCAAGAAAGGUAAUGGAAAGAGAAUCUAAAAAGACUUUAAUUAAGGAGCUGGGUGAACAUUUAAACGUAGGUUCUGCCGAUGGAAUGGUAGAUACUGGAACUGCCAAGGAUGUGCCAGACAAGUCAAGCAUGGGUUUUGAUACUCAAAUGGCUGCUGAAGCUAUGGAAGCGUUAUGCGUUGGGUUGGUUGUGACUGAUCAUGAUGGUUAUGAUGCUAAUCAAGGUGCUGAAAACAUGCAGAAGGGUUCUUGCAAAGGAGAAACAAUUGAUAGAACAAAUUCAAAGCAAAAUACUGUUCAGAAAAGAGAAUGUUCUUAUUCCAGAGUUAGCACUAGACAGUCCAAGCAAACAAAGAGGAGUGCUACCAAAUUGGGUAAAGAAACCUCUAUUUCACUGCUGAAAAAGCCUAAAAAUUUCAGGAAGCAAUGUGAUGCAAAGCUAGAAAAAUCUGACAUGAAAAGAGUAAAGUCUGAUGUUAAGAAGCGAUUUGCCACCAAGAGGAGUAACAGCUUAAGCAAAGUGGUCAUUGAGCAAGAAAGUGCUCUGGGAAGAAUUGAGGUUGAUGAGAUUGAUAGAUGUGAUGUCAAUGCAUCAAGAGGCCAAAUGUCAGUCAAGAAACGGCCUUUGCAGGAGCAAUUUGAUACCUUUACAUCAAUAGCACGUCGAACUAGGCAGUGCAUGGAGGGGAAUCAAUCAAAAAAGGCUGGGAAUGUGUCAAAUAAUGUCAGAGAGGAGGUGAGCAAUCCAACAGUUGCCGGAACCCUUAAAGACAAAAGAAAAAGGAGUAGAGUAGGUAUGGAUGCUUCCAUUAUGUUGAGUGUGGAAGACAAGUCUUCUGAAGUGAAACUUGUCACAUUUUCUGAGCAUGAACAAUCUGAUCCAAAGUUAAAGUGCACAACAAGUGCUGUCAACCUUGAUGAAUUGGACUAUCCCAGAGGAAGAAGAACUCGGCAAAGGUUGUCAGCAGUUGGGAAAAAUGCUAAGAAACAAUCAAAGACAACGUUAAGAAUGUCAGAAAUUGAUGCUGUAAGCGCUUCUGUUGAUCUAGGCAUAAAGAGGAAAACACGGUCAUCUGUAUGUACUGCUCCAGUUUUGCCAUCCUUGGACAGACAUACUGGGGAAAGAUUGUUGGAGCAGAGUGUAGAUAAAGGAAGAUCAGGGGAUGCUACAGUCAACUGUAAUUUCGGUUAUAUAAAUGAGAAUGCUACUCCAAAAGAUGUGGUUGAGCCACCAACGUCUAAGCAUUCUAAUGGGAGGAGUAAUGCUGAUACGCCAUAUGUAAAAGGUGCAGAAGCAAAUGCCUUGUUGAAAGCAUCGCCAAAAGAGAGAUGUGAACUAUCUGCUUCAGCAUGUACUACUCCUGUUAACUGUAGGACUCCUAUAAAUGCAGGUUCGCCUAUUUGUAUGGGAGGUGAAUAUCUUAAACAGUCAUGCAGGAAGAACCUCUCCAGAUCAUCCCUUAGUAAAGAGAUUAAUACCACUGGAAUGGAACUUACGUCUGCGCUGAACUAUUCAAGGAGAAGGAGAGAUGUCACUAAUGUUCGAGUCUUGUUCAGCCAGCACUUGGAUGGGGAUACGACCAGGCAGCAAAAAAAGAUUUUGUCUCGGCUGAGGGCUUCAGUAGCGUCAUCUAUUUCCGAUGCCACGCACUUCGUAACUGAUAAAUUCGUGCGUACAAGGAAUAUGUUGGAAGCUAUUGCUUCUGGCAAGCCAGUGGUGACUCACUUAUGGCUUGAGAGCUGUGGGCAAGCUAGCUGUUUCGUUGAUGAGAGAAAUUACAUUCUGAGAGAUGCCAAGAAGGAAACGGAGUGCGGUUUUAGUAUGCCAGUUUCAUUGGCACGUGCAUGCGAACAUCCCCUUCUACAGGUAAUUACUCGGUUUUGUUUGUCGAAUCAGAUGCAAUGCAUGUCUGACUCCUUUACAAAGAAUAUCAUCUUGCAGGGGCAAAGAGUCUUGAUCACGCCAAAUACAAAGCCUGGCAAAGAAAUAUUAGCAAGCUUGGUCAAGGCAGUUCAGGGUGUGGUGUGUAGUUCUCCCUGAUCUUUUCCUUUAGAACUAAGCCAUAGAAACUUAUUGUAUAUAGAAUUUGGUUUGGUUCACUUGAUAGUUGAGUCAUUGGUAUGAUUUUAGUUCUUUGGCUAUCAUUGCUGACAUCUGUGGAUGGUAUGGAUUACCAUGAGAGAGUGGAAUAGAUACUGCUUGGACUUUUCACACUCUCUCCCUCCCUCACAAAUACGUCACUUUGUUUUUCUAGUUGAUUUACUUCCUGCUAUCCCUUUGGUAUAUGUAUUACUUCUGGAAUCUGACUUAUGGAGCGAGGAUGUCUAAUAGAAGUUUAUAUGUUCAAAGUUUCCCAUCAAGGCAUGCUUUGACUUGCUGCUAUCUCAUUGGUAACUGUUAGAUCUCUUUCCCUUGGGAUGUCCCCCUUGAGGGUGGAGUUGGUUGCAGUUUUGGAUUCAAUUUUGUCAUUUUUCUCCAUUCUAAAUUACACUUCCUAUAGGUGAUGUAUUUACUUUCUCAACUCUGAAGUACAUGUAUAUUAUUUAAUCUUUCGAACUCAAUCAUGUAAUGCUCAUCAGGCGGUACAGAGAAUUGGCAGAUCUGCAUUGAAGGAUGACAGAAUUCCUGUUGACCUGUUGGUUUUAUCUUGUGAAGAAGAUUAUACAAGCUGCCUACCUUUUCUUGAAAAAGGAGCAGCAGUCUACGGUUCAGAGCUGCUACUUAGUGGAAUAGUCACUCAGAAGCUGGAGUAUGAAAGACAUCGUCUCUUUACGGAUAUUGUCAAGAGAACCCGUUCAACAUUAUGGCUGAAAAAUGAUGGUAAUCAGUAUCUUCCUGUGAAUAGAUCCAAAUGAGAAUUUUUUAGCCCUGUUCUCUCCCCCCUCUUUUUUCUUUUAGGUGUCUCUCUGUAGUGUGCUAAAAGGCAGGGAUCUGUUUAAAUUGUGAAUGUCCCUUGUCUUUUUCUCCAUUUUUUCAAGAAUAAAAAUAUGAAAUUAUGGGUCUUGUAAAGAACACUUCCAUGUAUAUAUUUUUCAUUCCUUUCAAAGAUAUUGCUUCAUGGCCAGUAGUGGCAUCAAUCAAAAUUUUG